Molecule: messenger RNA, 331 nt
Organism: Amoebophrya sp. A25
Lineage: Eukaryota; Dinophyceae; Syndiniales; Amoebophryaceae
Source: the annotation of a GenBank genome assembly
CCUGUUAUCAUUAUAAAUAUUGUUGAAAGGUAAGGCUGCUCCUCUUGUGGUAGUCGUGUCAUUUCUCUCGCUUCAGAAGUCCUUUUCGUCUUUACCGCUGGGAUGUCAAUCAUACAUAAAACAUAACGAUCAUGAUUAAAAGCUCAAACUACUGUGUCCUUCAUUAAUACAGAAAAUCAAUGACGCUGCAAAAGUAAGAAACAACAUGGGCAAUCACAACACCACGUCAUCCUCUGCUAUUGGCGGCGCGGGCGCCUCCUCUUCCGCCAGUUCGCCUCUUCCCGCCUACGACGUUCAGCUGCAGCACGAACUCUCCAAAAUCCACGAUCCC